AUGAAGACUUUAACUCUUGGAAUAGACUUUAACUCUUGCGAAUUCCAGCGUUUCAGUUGGUUUAUGAGAUCUUAUAGAUUUGGUGUGAUAACACCCCUGAGCCUAUAUACAUGUGAGACACUUGUACACUUACGACUCUCUUGGGUCAUCUUGGUUCAUCCCGAGUUUGCUUUUUUACCUUGCCUAAAGAUCAUGCAUUUAGAAUGUAUUAAAUGUCCCAAUGAGGCCACAUUGGAGAAACUUAUUUUAGGCUCACCAGUUCUGGAGGAUGUAACGAUCAUUGCAUACCUUGAUGAUGCUCCAAAGGUUUUACAAGUGCGCUCUCAGACGCUAAAGAGAAUUCACAUAAAUGUGUAUACCAAAGUUGUGAGUGAUGCUCCUCUACUCCAGUAUUUGAAGACUGAGGUUAACCCAAAUAAUCACUUUAAGAUCACCAGUUCAGGUUCCUUUGCCAAAGUAGAUAUCUCCUUUGGUGGUGAACAUAGUGAGUUAUGCGAGGGAAGCAUGACUCGUGAUAUCCUCACUGCUAUUUCAAGGGUCAGAGAUCUAGUUAUUAGUUUUGUUACUUGGGAGGACGUCAUUCCAUACUUCUCCAAGCUUCAGUUUUGUUACUUGUCCCGAUUGAGUGCUGAAUUUUCGAACUCUGAUGUGGAACUUUUGCCAGUUAUUCUUCAGAGCUGUCGGAAACUAGAAUCUCUCAUUUUGAUAUUGGCUGAAUAUGUGGUUGAUAGUGAGAGUAGAGAACCAAAGGUGCCUCCAUGUUUGAUAGCAUCACUCAAGUUUGUGGAGUUGAAAAGUCCAAUCUUCAAAUACGAAAGAGAAAUGAAACUAGUAAAGUAUAUCUUGGAGAAUUCCAAAAUCUUGGAACAACUGACAAUGCAAUGGCUUUGUGAUGACAUUAGCACAGAGGCAAAGUAUGACAUCCUCAAAGAGAUCCUUGCAAUGCCAAGAUGCUCAACCACUUGCCAAAUCCUUGUUCUUUAA
This is a messenger RNA of Eutrema salsugineum, 984 nucleotides long. Its product is annotated as F-box/FBD/LRR-repeat protein At1g51370. Lineage: Eukaryota; Viridiplantae; Streptophyta; Magnoliopsida; Brassicales; Brassicaceae. Bases 1 to 984 code for a protein of 327 amino acids. The transcript has 4 exons. The record is from RefSeq and is a predicted model, not a curated record.